UUCUAGCAUGUAAUCCCAAAUUGUCAUAUUGUUAACCGAUAAAACUUAAACCUAAUAGUCUUGCCUUUAAAUAUUACAUUAAACCAACUUUCAGCCCACGUUGUAUAAUGUGAUGCCACAUGUAUUGGUCUCUUUACCGGACGAGCUACUCGUCGGUAUUUUUAAGUUCUUAGACGUUGUAUCACUUGCACAAGUUUGCUUAGUUUGCAGGAAGCUUAACGCAAUUGCGAGUUGCAACGCGGUGUGGUUGCCUCGUAACGAGAAAGUUCUCAACAAAACAUUACUCCCAGGGAAUUCUGUAAAGGAACAAUGUCGUUUAUCAAAAAAGUGGACCAAGGGUCUUGGAUACUGUUUAAAACUACAAGGAUACCCAAGAAGCUUUAUGCCUUGGAUUGAGAUAUCACAUCAGAAGUUAUACAUCACCCAAGGUGAUACUGUGCAGAAAUACCUCUUGAAAAAUGAAGUCAAUUCCUCCAACUGCCAACUUAAACGCAUGGGAAGAUCAGUGAUCAAACAUGAAGGAAUGUUCACACCACGUCAUGGAGAUGAUGUGUAUCAAUUCCGUGUUCACAACAAUGUACUUGUAUGUGGGGGGUGGAAUGGCUAUUUAAGUUGGACAGAUCUUAAUUCUGGCAAAACAAGAAUCAAAACAAAGUCUCAUGAAUCUGAUGUGCACGCCGUUGAUUUUCGUGAUAAUGUCAUUGUAUCUGGAUCAAGAAAAGAAGAUUUAAAAAUCUGGCGUUUUAACGACGAUUUCACAAACGUCUCCGAGUGCAGCUCGACCAACGCGAUGGACAGAGUUCUCUCGUUACGAAUUAACCCAAAGUUUAGUUCAUUUGUAAGCGGAACCAGUGGAAUUCGUGCCCACCCCUUGCGAGUAUGGGAUCUAAGCAGAGGCGAAUUUUUACACCAACUCGGCAAAAAUCACCGACUGGGCGGCGGACCACUUGACAUUGAGUACACGGGGCCCCACACAUUAGUUUCAGCUGGAUAUGACACGUACAUCAAACUAUGGGAUAGUCGUUUAUCUAAUAGCCACUGCGUUCGAAGUUGGGAGGAACCGCAUGACAAUACCAUCUAUUGCGUCACAACAGACUGUGGUCACAUGAUCGUUUCAGGGUCAUGUCGUCAUGGUGUCGUCAGGUUAUGGGACAUGAGAAUGACGAAAUGCUUACAGUCAUUCUACUUUGGUGGUCGGCAUGUCAACAGUCCUGUAUACUCCGUCCAAACAACAAGAACACACCUUUUUGCCGCGCUCGCGAAGGGACUUUUUGCUAUCGAGUUUACAUAAAGAAGUCUUGUGUAGAUUUAGUGCAAUAUUUUGUUAGUAUAACGUUUUUAAACCAUUUAGUUUCGAACCCUUGAAAUAUCAUGUUGGUUUUUCGAUAAA
Messenger RNA from Ciona intestinalis (vase tunicate), 1390 nucleotides. The record is from RefSeq and is a predicted model, not a curated record. NCBI's taxonomy places the organism in Eukaryota, Metazoa, Chordata, Ascidiacea, Phlebobranchia, Cionidae.